GUACAGCCUCCUUGCUCUUGAGGUUCCGGCUGAAGUGUGUGGUGGUGAAGCAUGACCUCACAUCGGCCACCGAGAUCCCCCAUGUGAAGAACAUUGAGAGGGAGCACGUGUCAUUGAAGACUCAUAAACUGGUGUUGAAUGAAGUUGUUGUUGACAGGGGGCCAUCUUCAUAUCUCAGCAACCUUGACCUGUAUAUUGAAGGCAGAAGGGUCACAACAGUACAAGGAGAUGGACUGAUCAUCUCCACACCAACAGGCAGCACAGCCUAUGCCGUGGCAGCAGGUGCCUCAAUGAUACACCCCAGUGUGCCUUGUAUCCUGCUGACUCCCAUCUGUCCCCACUCAUUGUCCUUCAGACCCAUUGUGGUGCCAGCCGGAGUUGAAAUAAAGGUGAUACUAAGUCCAGGGGCCAGGGGCACAGCGAUGGUCUCUUUCGACGGCCGGGACAGACAGGAGAUCCACCAAGGAGACAGUUUGAGAAUCACCACAGCAUCCUACCCUGUGCCUUCCAUCUGUGCUGCCGACCAGAUAGAAGACUGGUUCGAUGGCCUGGCCGUCUGUCUCAAUUGGAAUCUCCGCCUCCAGCAACGACCCCUGCAGGUCUCCAGCAGCGUCACCUCAAUCGACUCUCUGGACUCUGAGUCAUCAGU
Molecule: messenger RNA, 649 nt
Organism: Candidula unifasciata
Lineage: Eukaryota; Metazoa; Mollusca; Gastropoda; Stylommatophora; Geomitridae
Source: the annotation of a GenBank genome assembly